Molecule: messenger RNA, 3850 nt
Organism: Enhydra lutris kenyoni (northern sea otter)
Lineage: Eukaryota; Metazoa; Chordata; Mammalia; Carnivora; Mustelidae
Product: filamin A interacting protein 1 like
Exons: 5
Coding region: 1-3564 (1187 amino acids)
Source: RefSeq, a predicted model, not a curated record
AUGCGUUCCAGAAGCAGUGACACAGAGGGCUCGGCCCUAAAGCAAUUUCCAAGACAUAGUAAAGACCAUGGUUUCCAAGGACCUGAGGACAUGAAGCAGAGACAGCAAGACAAAGACCCCACCAAUGAGUCAGAUGCAAUUCUUUCCUGUCCUAAGUCACACGGUGGUGUUGGUCACCAUGGAGAAGACCUCUCAAGAGAUGAUCUUUUAUUUCUUCUGAGCAUUCUGGAAGGAGAACUUCAGGCUCGAGAUGAAGUCAUAGGCAUUUUAAAGGCUGAAAAAAUGGACUUGGCUUUGCUAGAAGCUCAGUAUGGGUUUGUCACUCCAAAAAAGGUGUUAGAGGCUCUCCAGCGAGAUGCUUUUCAAGCAAAAUCUGCCCCUUGGCAGGAGGACAUCUAUGAAAAACCAAUGAAUGAGUUGGAGAAAGUCGUGGAAAAAUAUAAAGAAUCUCAUAGACGAAUCCUGGAACAACUUUUAAUGGCAGAAAAAUCUCAUAGGCAAACCAUAUUGGAGUUGGAAGAAGAAAAGAGAAAACAUAAAGAAUACAUGGAGAAGAGUGAUGAAUUCAUAAGCUUACUAGAACAGGAAUGUGAAAGACUAAAGAAGUUGAUUGACCAAGAAACCGAGUCCCAGGAGAAGAAGGAGAAAGAAAAGGAAAAGAGGGUCACCGCCCUGAAACAGGAGCUGACCAAACUGAAGUCUUUUGCUUUGAUGGUGGUGGACGAACAACAAAGGCUGAUGGCACAGCUUGCCCUUCAAAGACAGAAAAUCCAAGACCUAACCACAAGCGCAAAGGAAACACAUGCUAAACUAGCCCUCGCUGAAACCCGAGUUCGGGAAGAAGAGCAGAAGGCAACCAGACUAGAGAAAGAACUGCAAACACAGACCACAAAGUCUGACCAGAACCAAGAAACAGUUAUGGCAAAGCUCACCAAUGAGGACAGUCAAAAUCGUCAGCUUCGACAAAAGCUGGCAGCACUCAGCCGGCAAAUUGAUGAGUUAGAAGAGACAAACAGGUCUUUACGAAAAGCAGAAGAGGAGCUGCAAGAUAUAAAAGAAAAAAUCAACAAGGGAGAAUAUGGAAACUGUGGUAUCAUGGCUGAGGUGGAGGAGCUCAGGAAACGUGUGCUAGAAAUGGAAGGGAAGGAUGAAGAACUCAUAAAAAUGGAGGAGCAGUGCAGAGAUCUCAAUAAGAGGCUUGAAAAGGAAACAUCACAGAGUAAAGACUUCAAACUUGAGGUUGAAAAACUCAAUAAAAGAAUUAUGGCUCUGGACAAAUUAGAAGAUGCCUUCAACAAAAGCAAACAAGAAUGUUACUCUCUGAAAUGCAGUUUAGAAAAAGAAAGGAUGACCACAAAGGAGUUGUCUCAAGAACUGGAGAGUUUAAAAGUAAGAAUCAAAGAGCUAGAAGCCAUUGAAAGUCGGCUGGAAAAGACAGAAUUCACCCUAAAAGAGGACUUAACUAAACUGAAAACAUUAACUGUGAUGCUGGUAGAUGAAAGGAAAACAAUGAGUGAAAAAUUAAAGCAAACUGAAGAUAAGUUACAAGCUGCUGCUUCUCAGCUUCAAAUGGAGCAAAAUAAAGUAGCAACAGUUACUGAGAAGUUAAUUGAGGAAACAAAAAGGGCACUGAAGUCCAAAACUGAUGUGGAAGAAAAAAUGUACAGUGUCACCAAGGAGAGAGAUGAUCUAAAGAACAAACUGAAAGCGGAAGAAGAGAAAGGAAAUGAUCUCCUAUCCAAAGUUAAUCUGUUGAAAAAUAGGCUUCAAUCUUUGGAAGCAAUUGAGAAAGAUUUCCUAAAAAACAAAUUAAAUCAAGAUUCUAGUAAGUCCACAACAGCAUUACACCAAGAAAACAAUAAGAUUAAAGAACUCUCUCAAGAAGUGGAAAGACUGAGACUAAAGUUAAAGGAUAUGAAAGCCAUUGAGGAUGACCUUAUGAAAACAGAAGAUGAGUAUGAGACUCUAGAACGAAGGUAUGCUAAUGAGCGAGAUAAAGCUCAAUUUUUAUCUGAAGAGCUGGAACAUGUUAAAAUGGAACUUGAAAAGUACAAGUUAGCAGAAAAGACAGAGUCCAGCCAUGAAGAGUGGCUUUUCAAACGGCUUCAAGAAGAAGAAGCGAAAUCAGGGCACCUCUCAAGAGAAGUAGAUGCACUGAAAGAGAAAAUUCAUGAAUACAUGGCAACUGAGGACCUCAUAUGUCAUCUCCAGGGAGAUCAUUUGGUUCUACAAAAGAAACUCAAUCAACAAGAAAACAGGAACAGAGAUUUAGGAAGAGAGAUUGAAAACCUCACUAAAGAGUUAGAGAGGUACCGGCAUUUUAGUAAGAGCCUCAGGCCUAGUCUCAAUGGAAGAAUCACCUCUGACCCUCAAGUAUUUUCUAAAGAAGUUCAGACAGAAGUGGCAGACAAUGAGCCGCCCGAUUACAAGAGUCUCAUUCCUCUGGAACGAGCAGUCAUCAAUGGUCAGUUGUAUGAAGAGAGUGAGGACCAGGACGAGGACCCUAAUGAUGAAGAAUCCGUGCUGUCCUUCAAAUGCAAUUCAUCUUCUCCCUGUCCUGUUAACAGGAAGCUAUGGAUUCCUUGGAUGAAAUCGAAGGAGAGCCAUCCUCAGAAUGGAAAAAUACAAACUAAACCCAAUGGCAAUUUCAUGCAACCUGGCGAUCUAGUCCUAAGCCACACGCCUGGGCAGCCACUUCAUAUAAAAGUUACUCCAGACCAUAUCCAAAACACAGCCACUCUUGAAAUCACAAGUCCGACUACAGAGAGUCCUCACUCUUACACAAGCACUGCAGUGAUACCAAACUGUGGUACCCCAAAGCAAAGGAUAACCAUCCUCCAAAAUGCCUCCAUAACACCGGUGAAAUCCAAAACUUCUGCUGAAGGCCUCAUGAAUAUAGAGCAAAGUAUGUCCCCAAUUACUAUGGCAACCUUUGCCAGAGCGCAGACCCCAGAGUCUUGUGGUUCUAUAACUCCAGAAAGGACAAUGUCACCUAUUCAGGUUUUGGCUGUGACUGGUUCAGCAGGCUCUCCUGAGCAGGGACGUUCCCCAGAGCCAAUAGAAAUCAGUGCCAAGCAUGCAAUUUUCAGAGUCUCCCCUGACCGGCAGUCAUCGUGGCAGUUUCAACGUUCAAACAGCAACAGUUCAAGUGUGAUAACUACUGAGGAUAAUAAAAUCCACAUUCACUUAGGAAGUCCUUACAUGCAAGCUGUAGCCAGCCCCGUGAGACCUGCCAGCCCUUCAACGCCACCACAGGAUAACCGAACUCAAGGCUUAACUAAUGGGGCACUAAACAAAACAACCAAUAAAGUCACCAGCAGUAUUACUAUUACACCAACAGCCACACCUCUUCCUCGACAAUCACAAAUUACAAUCAAGGAGGUAUGCAAGCAGAGAAUCCCAACACGGAUCCCUAAACCAAAAUCUACAGGCAACACUAAGCUUUUCCCUAAAGCUCCCCCAGGGCUUAUGGAUAAGCCCAGUCACUACACUAGCUGUGGGAAGCUACACAUCAUAAGAACUGUCACCUCUAACAAUUUUCUCCACAUGGGAGGGAAAAGGUAAGUAAUGCCAAUGCAUUAUCUGGAUUCAUCCACUUACAGAAAUACCCAGAAAGCUAAAAUUACCAGUAUGAAGGCCAAAGAGGAAAGGUCACCUCUCUAAGAAAUGGUGAAGCAGCAAAAUGACAAACAGUUCAUUCAUAGGUUGCUGGACCUGGUGAAUAGCAUCCUGAAAGAGCAGCAUAUCUGCAUUUAUUGUACCUAUAUGUGUAUAUAUGCAUAUACACACAAACAGGCCAAAUCCUUCCAAUUCCUCAUUCUACUUAUAAUCCAGCCCAAAGCUGGACCAU